Molecule: messenger RNA, 468 nt
Organism: Cotesia glomerata
Lineage: Eukaryota; Metazoa; Arthropoda; Insecta; Hymenoptera; Braconidae
Gene: Sumo
Product: small ubiquitin-related modifier 3-like
Exons: 3
Coding region: 32-310 (92 amino acids)
Biological process (GO): protein sumoylation
Cellular component (GO): nucleus
Molecular function (GO): ubiquitin-like protein ligase binding; protein tag activity
Source: RefSeq, a predicted model, not a curated record
CUUAAAAAAAUUCAGUGUAAUUAUUAAAACAAUGGCAGAUGCAAAAAAUGAUACAAAAUCUGAGUCUGAGCACAUUAACCUUAAAGUCCUCGGCCAGGACAGUGCUGUCGUCCAGUUCAAGAUAAAAAAACACACGCCGCUGAGGAAGCUCAUGAAUGCUUACUGUGAAAGAGCCGGAUUAGCGAUUGCAUUAGUGCGCUUCAGAUUCGACGGCGCGCCAAUUAAUGAAACCGACACACCGUACUCGCUGGAGAUGGAGGAAGGUGACACAAUUGAGGUUUACCAGCAACAAACAGGCGGUAGAUGCUGAGCUUAGGUCAUAUUUUAUAAGAAAAUAUAUUUAACUAUUCCUGUUUUCAUUUCAUUUGUUUGUUUAUUUUAUCAGUUUCAUUAUUUCCAUUCUUUUCACUAAUUAAUUCAUCUGAAAUGUAGAUACUCGUUUAUUUUGAUCAAACUGGCGCUCAAUUU